AUGCUGCUCACCACGCCGGUGUAUUCGAAGGAGAAAGGAAAGGACCAGCUGCAUCUUUGGGUGACAGACAAUGCCCGUGUGCACGACGUUGGGCCGGUGUCUCGUGAAGGUGAUGACGCCGCCGCCAGCUCCCUGCUGUACAGAAAAAAAGAGAAGGAGGAGCUGAUUGUACUGUACGAAAAUAAGAAGAAUGAUUUGGAUGACUCAUUCAGCCUUGCCGCUGUGCGCCUGACUGACAAGCUGCUUCGGAUAAAAGAAGUGGUGAAAACAUGGAAAGAUAUGGACGCCGCACUAAAAAGCUGCACUUCCAGUGACACCGUCGACCCGCGAGCGAAGGGUAUGUGUGAAGGCCCUAUUCCCAUCAAAGGGCUGGUUGGCUUGUUGUCCAACGCAUUAACGGAUGGAACUGAGACUGGCAAAGUGUGGAGGGACGAGUACCUCGGCGUGAAUGCAACGGUGAAGAAUGGGGCAGCAGGCGAAAAGUGGGGCGUGAGGUUCGAAGGCGCUGGGGCGGGGGCGGAGUGGCCGGUUGGCAGCAAUGGGCAGAACCAGCCGUACUACUUUGCGAACAACAAGUUUGCUCUUGUGACGACGGUGGUGAUUAACGCGGUGCCGGAAGACGGCGACAACCCCAUUUUUUUGCUGGGUGCGAGGAUGAACGACAAGGCUGGUACUGUGCUCUUUGGCCUGUCGUACACGAGGGAAAAGAAGUGGAGGUUCCAGCUGGGCCGCAGAGUCAUCAAUGGGUGCGGGGAUGUUAAUUGGGAACCGAACAAAGUCUCGCAGGUGGUGGUGGAAAUGAGAAUAAACGACUGGUACGUGCACGUCGAUGGAAAGGAGAUUUGCAGCACGACUUACGGAGGCCCGUUGUUCAACUCGUACCGAAUCUCGCACUUCUUAUUGGGUGGGGGCAACGGCACGGCGGGGUCAUCGGCCAGUCACGACGUGACGGUGGCAAGUGUCCUGCUGUACAACAAAUUACUUGACUCUGAGGAGAUCAAGGAGCUUAAUGCCAACAAAGUCACUUUUCCCAAGCCGGCUGGUGAGGAACCAAACAGUGACGAGGAGGGUUCUUCUGGACCCGCGGAUGAUCCGGAGAAGAUGGGUUCUAAGCCGCAGUCUAACGACGAACUCGAUCGGGAGGGACAUUCGAACACCGACCAGGACGCCGCCGGCACGAAUGAUGAUGGGGAUGCCGCUUCUCACGCACCGGACAAUUUGCCAUCAGUUCCUACCGCCCAGCCCCCAACACCUGAGGGACAACAACCAGAAGACGAUGCCAGCGACAAAUCUGCGGGGGAAGAUGAAGGACCACGACGAUCAGAGGGAGAUGGCGAGGUUGAUGGCGAUAGAGCCAUGGAUGCUGCCGAAGCAUCUUCUGAAGACGAAGUCCCUGAGGGAGUCGUUGAAGAGGAGGAGGAAAAGGAAGGGCUGCCUGCUGGUGCUGAAUUGGGGUCUCCGGUGCCUUCAUCGUCGAAGGUGAGCGCAGAUGCUGAUGGACCCGACGAUGCCGAUGUGGAUGCCAUUGAAAAACUCCCUUCACAGCACGAGGUCGAUGAGAACCAAGCGCAGCAAAGCAGCCCGCCUGCAAUUGAAGACGAAGACGUGCCGUCCAAUGAAACCAAAGCCGGCAGUGAGGAGCGUGUACUCGGCCUCGAAGCGGAGGGCGCUGGCCCCGGAGCGGCGGUGGGUUCAGGUGGCAGCCCUGCUUCACGCAGUGACCCCGAGGAGGCUCCCGCGAAGGAGACCCCUGAGACUUCUCUGCCUGGCGCCGUUGGAGUGCAUGUUGAAGACAAUGAGGAAAUGUUGCAGGGAGCCGACAACGAGCCGGCUAAUCAAACCGCUUCGUCUGAGCCUCAGGCGGCCCCUCCGACACGCAACACGACACCACUCGCUGGCAACACCCUCGCUGCCUUCAAGAAGAUUACAGGCGUGAGGUUCGAUGAAGGGAACAGCGACAACGCCGUGGGUGGGUGUGUGCCUCAUGUAGUGCUGUUGGCCCUGCUGGGGCUGUGGGGCAUUGCGGUUCUCUCCGCUGCGUAA
Messenger RNA from Trypanosoma rangeli, 2043 nucleotides. RefSeq names its product trans-sialidase. The transcript has a single exon. The coding region runs from base 1 to 2043 and encodes 680 amino acids. NCBI's taxonomy places the organism in Eukaryota, Euglenozoa, Kinetoplastea, Trypanosomatida, Trypanosomatidae. Gene Ontology annotation, molecular function: exo-alpha-sialidase activity. The record is from RefSeq and is a predicted model, not a curated record.